AUGGGCUCAACCACUAUCCUCCGCGGCUUCAAGAUCUCUGCCGCCGUCCUCGAUACCUUCCUCGCCGCCAACAAUGUUUACGAGACAUACGGCACGCCACCCUUCUACAAGGACCAUCCGGAUGAUGACCGCAUCUCAGUAUUGCUACACGCCAAAAUUGCAAAAGAAGACAAGGAUGCAGAUAAGAACAAGUUCCGCGUCAUGAUCCCCUCCUUACGAGGGUCUGCGCGCUCCGAAGUCGCCUACGUCACAUACACUUGGGUCACCGUCCUCGCUCACCGCGAGCUGGCUAUGGACGAGGAUUUGCCAGCCAAGGUCCCCCUUGGAUUUGAGGGACUCAGACAAGAAAUCCUCUCCUUCCGCGAUACCGUCCCCGACGGACACCAGAUCCUUGAUGAGGGGCACAUGGGGCUUUACGUGGUCUACACGCACGACAUCCGGGGCCUGUAUAUGCCCCAGGAGUUGCUCGACCGCGACAAGGUUCCCCAGCACUGCGACCGGUGUGAUGCAGCUUUCUUUAACGAACCAAAUUCGAACUCGGCGUUUUCAAAGAGACAGUUGCACCGCCGAGAUGUUCAUGGCUGCAGGGAAGACAUCGAUCCACUUCCGAACGCGUGA
This is a messenger RNA of Chaetomium globosum CBS 148.51, 618 nucleotides long. RefSeq lists its product as uncharacterized. Bases 1 to 618 code for a protein of 205 amino acids. The transcript has 2 exons. The record is from RefSeq and is a predicted model, not a curated record. NCBI's taxonomy places the organism in Eukaryota, Fungi, Ascomycota, Sordariomycetes, Sordariales, Chaetomiaceae.